CGCUUGGAUUCCACAACUGACUAAAACCUAGAAGGCUAGAGAUCUCUUCAUUUCUACGAAUUCUUUGAGUGACACCUCCGUUGGCGAUCUAGUGUUUGUCCUUCGGAUCAUCCGCCAUGGCUUUGCCCCCGGAGCGAGUUGUACAAGAGGUCGGCAAGAGCCUUGCCCGACCUCGCCUCGGCAAGGAUGCUUUGGUGAAGCUACUUAAGGAUGCAGAAGUUGCCUUAUCUAAGUUGAAUCAGUCUUCUUCUUUACAGAUAUCUCUAGGACCAUUAACUAAUUCUCUUUCUCACAUAAAUUUACUUCAGCAUAAAGAUAAAGAAGUUAAAUUACUGGUUGCUGUAUGUUUAAGUGAAAUUAUGAGGAUUUUGGCACCUAAUGCUCCUUUUACUGAUGAAAUAUUUAAGCAUGUUUUUAGGCUUAUUAUUGACACCUUCAUGGACUUGGUUGAUACUGCUAGUCCAUAUUUUACGAGGAGGACAAAGAUACUGGAGAGUGUUGCCACUUUGAAAUGUUGUGUGAUAAUGUUGGAUAUUGAUUGCGAGGAUUUAGUUCUGGAUAUGUUCAAAGUUAUUUUCUCUGUUAUCAGACACGGUCAUCAAAGAAGCUUGUUCCAAGCUAUGCUGUCAAUUAUGACACUUCUUAUAGAGGAGAAAGUUACCCAACCACUCCUGGAGAUCAUUUUGCGACAACUGGUGAAGACUGAGAAGGGAGCAUCCUUUCGGCUUGCUGUUUCAUUGAUACAGAACUGUGCUGGAAAGCUGGAGCCAUCAAUUUGUAGUUUUUUAACAUCUUGCAAUUUUGAAAAUGAUACAUGUGAAAUUAUUUUGGAGAUAUUUCAAUGCGCCCCACAGAUUCUCACCAGCAUCAUCCCAAACUUGACCCAAGAACUACUAACUGAGCAGGUGGAUAUUCGUUUGCGUGCUGUUCGUUUAGUUGGAAACCUUCUUGCCAAAUCUGAGCUCCGUUUUGGCCAGACAUACUAUGCAUUCUUUGUUGAAUUCUUAAACAGAUUCUCUGAUAAAUCUACAGAAAUCCGGAUUGCCACAAUAGAGUGUGCUAGAGAAUGUUACAUGGCUCAUCCCUUUGGCAAGGAAGCACAUGAUAUUCUCUCUGCGCUUGAAGGAAGAUUGCUUGAUUUUGAUGAUAAAGUGAGAUUAGCAGCUGUCUUUGCAGUUUGUUAUCUUGCUAAAUCUAAUUUGACAUGUUUUCCAUCUGAGAUUGUACUGCAAGCUGUGGAAAGGCUUCGUGAUAAAAAGGUUUCUGUUAGAAAGAAAGUAUUAGAUGAGCUAUUGGUGUUAUACCAUGCAUACUGCAACAAAUGUUCUGAAGGAUUACUUACACUCAAUGAUCACUAUGAACAAAUUCCCUGCAAAAUUUUUGGCUUUUGCUUUGAGAAGGAUUGCAAGGAGUUCAGUCAACACAACCUUGAACAAAUCCUUGCAGAUGGCAUGUUUCCAGCAUCACUUUCUGUAAAAGAGAGGAUAAAACAUUGGAUUACUUUUUUUUCAAUGUUGAAGUUGCCUCACAGAAAGGCUUUAAAAUCUAUCUUACAUAAGAAAUGGAGGUUUCAGGUGGACCUAAAAGAAUAUUUGAGUCUACGAGAUAAAGAAAAGGAAAUUACUUCAGAAGAUGCUUGCAACAGGAUAUUGUUAUUGCAUAUGAAGAUGUCCUCUAGUUUCUCUGAUCCUUCUAAAGCUGUUGAGUGCUUCCAAAAAUUGCAACAAAUGAAGGAUAAUAAUAUUUUUAAGAUAUUGCUUGCAUUGGCUGAUGAAUAUGUAUCUCCUUCAGCUAUUCAUUCUAUUCAUGUUUCUCUUCUUAAGAAGAUUGGGGAUAAGCAUCCAUAUUGUGAUUUUUUCAAUACACUCUCUAGAAAGUGUUCAUAUUCAAUAUUCACCGCUGAACAUGUACAUUGUAUUUUGGAAGCUAUUAUAUCUGAAAAAGACAAUCAAUCUAAAGUUAUGCAUGCCUCUUUAGAUCUUCUAAUUGUCAUUCUAUCCAUAUUUCCCAUGUUGAUAAGAGGAGCAGAAGAAUUCCUGCUGAAGUUAUUCUCCAUGGGGACUGCAAUGUAUAAUGAAAAGGCUCUUCAGAUUUUAUCAACAGCAGGUCAACAUAUUUCUGUAGAACUCAGAGAUAUAUACCCAUUUUUGGAACAUAAAUGCCUUGAAGGAACGCGUAAUGAGUCUAAACUUGCUGUGUCGGCAAUGUCUUCACUUAAUUGUACUACUAGUGAUUGCACCUUUGCCACAUUAUGCAAGAAAGUAGUUGAUUAUUUGCAUAAUGAAAAUCAUGUCCCAACACUUCUUCAAACCUUGGGCUGCGUUUCACAGUACUCCCCUUCAUCCUAUGAAUUAUACAAGAAGGAAAUCAAGCAUUUUGUUGUCCAGGAACUUUUAUGUUCAAAGGGUCAUGUGUCAGAUUCAGAGCAAACAUUCUCCAUUGAUAACACUAUGUGCAGCUCAUCGUGCAAAUUGAAGAUAUAUGCAUUGAAAUCAUUGGUUAGGAGUUUCAUGCCUCAUCAACCAUUAAAGCUACAGCAUGACGUGAAUGAAUUUUUCAGCAUUCUAUCAGACUUAUUUCUUGAAGAUGGGAUCAUGAGCAAUAAUGGCAUAAGUCAAAAUGACAUGGUUCACCUCAGAUUGGCAGCUGCAAAAUGUGCUCUUCGCCUUGCAACAAGAUGGGACUUUCAUAUUCCACCAAAACUUUUUCAGUUAGUUAUUAUGAGUGCAAGGGAUCCUUCUUUUACUCUCCGUAAAGCAUUGAUUUAUAAAAUACAUAAGUUGCUAAAUGAACAAGCAAUACCUGACAGAUAUGCAUGUGCUUUUGCAUUGGCUUCAAUGGAUUGUGUGGGACAACUUCGAGAUGAUUCGAUGAAGUUCCUCAAUGAAUUCCUGAAAUUGCGGAGCAGACAAUUUAGCAUAAAAAUUGAUGAUGUAGCACAAAAGAGAGAUGCAAUUGCAAACACAAAACAUCCCGGAUAUGUUGUAGUUUUCCUAAUCCAUGUUCUCGCCCAUGAUAAAAACUUUCCUCCCGACAAUUGCCAAGACUAUGAAACUUAUGCUGAGUUCCUUAGUCCACUCAUUAUCAUGUUACAGGCUUUAGUACAUUUGGGCGAUAAACAGAAUGAUCUGAGUCAAAUAACAUCAUAUAUGCUGGGUAUUUUCUCUGCAAUUCAGAAGGCUGAUGAUGUUGUUGAUGCUAUAUGUACCCAUAAAUUGCAUGUUUUGUCAAAAAUAGGUUCUCUUGCAAUAAAACAUCUGACUAUGCAUUGCAAGAUUUCCUCGGAUGCUUCCCAUCUUGUGUUGCUACCAUCAUUAUACUUCAAGGUUUGCCAGGAUGCAAAUGACCAAGGGAGAUCAACUGCCACUGAUAAGUUAUUGGAAGGAGGUUUUGUGAGGCAGAUUCUCAGUAUAUUUGAAUCUUACAUAAAUCAGCCCACAGACACUGAAUCUAAACAGAGUAUCAAGCUUAUUGAUCCUCGGAGUUGCGAUGUUAUAAAGGACAUAUCAAACAUUGCAAAUCUGGAUAGACAUGUUGAUCCAUCACUCGGUAAAUCAAAGAUGAAAAAUAACCUCAGAAAGGGGCUUCAGAAAGUUUGCUUAGAUUCUUCUUUGAUAUCAGCACAAUCCGUCCAUGAUGAAAUAAAUCUAGAACCUGGAACUGCUGAGGAUGAAGUGACAGAAGAGUUGAUAUCUUCUUCUGGUUCUGUUAGUAUACCUCCUGCAGUUACAACUUCAGGGGUUUCAAAAAAAGCCCUUGCUUCUAAGGAGUUAAUGCUAUUAGCAAGUGAGAAUUUUGUAACAAGUAAUGGGUUUACCAAUCGUCCCAAUGGAAUUUCAAAACCAAUUUCCAAAUGCCAUUUGGAUAUUAAGGUUACUACUGGUAGUGGUGACGUAGAUCUGUUCCACUUUCAAGAUAAGAAUUGGGAGGCCAUCAAUAAAGUGCCAAUUCUUGAUAAGAGUAGAUGCAACCUUCAAGCUACAGAUUGGUUAGAUUCUUCUAGUGGUGACAAGGAAGUCAUAGCUAUUGAUGGAGAUGAAAGUGACAAUAUAAUAGCUGAUCGUUGCAAUGAAAGAACAGUAACGUUGAAGGAAAACGCAUUAUCAUCUUCAGUUGCAGCUGGCAAAGGAAAUAACAAGAGGUCGCGACUAAGUGCUUUAGAAAGUUCAUCAAAUUUUGAAGAUCGGGUCAUGACUCGUUCUCGGAGGAGCCAACAAAGGAGGAAAUAGGCAUCCCAAUUUACAGCUGAUAUCGACUGCUUCAAGCAUAGCUGACAUAGUCAACAGCUGGAGAACCGUGGUUUGGGCGGUGAAUUAACGUUUAUGUUGAAAACAUAAAAUUAAAAAAAAAAAUCUAGUUUUUUAAAAUUUUUUGUGUUAGAGUUGUAUGUAAAUAAAUACUUAGCCGGAGUAAUAUCCUUAUUUUUUUUGUUUCUUUCCAUCUUUUGGGGUAAUUAUGUCUGAGGCCCCUUCGAGAUACAUUUCAUUUUACCCGUGAUUGCAAUAUUUUUUCUUGGAAUUCUGUUUAAUUGAUUAAAUAACUAAUUUUUGUUUCUUUUGUUUA
This is a messenger RNA of Zingiber officinale, 4563 nucleotides long. Its product is annotated as sister chromatid cohesion protein PDS5 homolog A-A-like. Gene Ontology annotation, cellular component: chromatin; nucleus. The record is from RefSeq and is a predicted model, not a curated record. Gene Ontology annotation, biological process: DNA repair; mitotic sister chromatid cohesion. Lineage: Eukaryota; Viridiplantae; Streptophyta; Magnoliopsida; Zingiberales; Zingiberaceae. The transcript has 29 exons. The coding region runs from base 117 to 4229 and encodes 1370 amino acids.